Molecule: messenger RNA, 398 nt
Organism: Racocetra persica
Lineage: Eukaryota; Fungi; Glomeromycota; Glomeromycetes; Diversisporales; Gigasporaceae
Source: the annotation of a GenBank genome assembly
GAGCGCAGGCGAAGAGAGAAAGAAGAACAUAAACGACAGAAAGAAGAAGAAAAAAGAUUAACAAAACUCCAGAAGGAAGAAGAAAAAAGAUUAUCAAAACUUCAGAAGGAAGAAGAAAAAAGAUCAGCAAAACUUCAGAAGGAAGAAGAGAAAAGAUUAUCAAAACUUCAGAAGGAAGAAGAAAAAAGAUUAUCAAAACUUCAGAAAGAAGAGGAAAAAAAAUCAACAAAAUGUCAGAAGGAAGAACAAAAAGGAUUAACAACACUUCAAGAUGCGCCCGAAUCAUAUGUGAAUCAAUUAAAAUUAUGCCCAAAGUGUAUGAGUAAAGUUGAAAAAAAUGAUAGUUGUAAUUAUACAACGUGUAAAAAACUUGAAUGUGGAUAUGAAUUUUGUUGGGU